GGCUGCCGUGGUUUCUUACCAUGAGCGCAAUGCUGCACGAGUGCUAGCCUGCAAAGGACUUGAUGAGGCAAAGCCUGUCCAAUUUUAAGGGUAUAUGAGUGCUCUGAGCUGGCAUGUUGGGUGCAUACCUGCAGUUCUGUGUACUGCAGGUUUGGGAGCAAGGAUUGUGUGUGAGUGACGGAAUACUACGUGAAGUAAGUGUGGAGCUGAUUUGGGACGGGGAGAGGAGUGUUUUGGAUUGCAUGUAAGAUAAAGCCUUGGACGGAGGUGUAAAUGAUCUGGAAGUUAGCUUUAGGACACGGUAGCAUCUCGAAACAGCCACUUGCUGUAUGCGUAUUGCCUUGGCUACAUCCUAUACUGUCCUUGAAAGUUAUCCUGGUCUGUCACCAUGCCGCGCGCUCCGGUUUCCCUCCCUUCGCACAUGCAACAGGAGAUUGCAACUCUCCGCGAAACUAGGACGAAUCUGGAGAAGGAGGUAGAGCAGUACUUGGCUAAUAUAGCCGCUGAGAAGAAGUUGCAGGAGGAAAUAGCUGCUGCAAAGGCGGCAGAUGUGGCCCGGUUGGAGGCACUUCUAGCGGAAGCACGUAAAAAUGCUGAGGAUGCAAAGGUACAGCUCGCAAAGGAGAACACAAUGCAUGCCGAAGCGGCAGUCCAAGCAAAGAAAGAUGCCGCUGCUUGGGUGAGGAAGGAACUGAGUGAGGGAGUUGAGAAGAAGGCUCAGGAAAUCAUUUCCAACCUUCAGCGGGAGUCCAAGCGACUGGAAACUCUGUCAGCCGAAGAUGAGAAGAAGGCAGAAUCGACAGAAGUGAAGCAAGCACAGGCAGAGAAGGUUCAAGAGGAUGCAGAGGCCAAGCUUGCGGCAGCGAAGAAGGACGCAGAGACAGCAGGAGUUGGAGAUCCGGAAGCACUGGAGGCCAUGAGAAAUAAGGUGGAGGCAGCAACAGCAGCAGCAAAUGCUGCAGAAGAAGAGAACCUGUCACUGAAGGAAAAGGCGGAAAGAGUGGCAGAGUUAGAGGCAGAGAUCAAGGAUUUGAAACAACGGAUUGCGAGUGCUCCAAAGAUUGAUCCGGUAGAGCUGCAGAAACUACGCGAUAAGAAGAAACGGAUUGAGAGUGUGGAUAUGGAUGAAGUGGAGAGUUUGAGGGAGACGGCAGCGAAACUUCCUGUGUUGGAGGCACGAGUCAAGGAACUCAGGAAAGAGGCAGAGGAAGCCAUGAAAGUCGACACGACUGAGAGAGACUCGCUUCGGGAAAAGGUGGCAAAAGGCCAAGUGCCGUUGCCUGUUCCUCCUCCUGUCAACACUGCACAGCUGAAGGAAAUUGAGGAACUGAAAGAGCAAGUGGAAAAGCUUCCUGCACUGGAAGCAGAAGCCGCAUCACUGAAGAAGCAGAUAGAAGCCAAGAAUGCGUCAAAUGCUGCUGAACUUGAAGAACUGAGAAAGAAGGCACGCGAAAAUGCAGUAGCAGCUGCUGCGGCGAAUGCAGCAGCUGCAGCGGCCUUGGCCCCCCCGCCGACUGAGUCACCAGAGAUUGUGGCACUCCGGACACAGGCGAAGAAGGCAACUGAUUUGGAGGCUGAGAUUGCCGCUAUGAAGCUCCAGGUGGUUAAGUUGACAGGUUUGGAGUUGGAGAAUCAGAGGUUGCGUCAGCAAAUUGCCUCAAGGCCACCACCCGCAGCGUACACGCCUCCACCUCCUCCAGGAUACGGUGGUUAUCCGCCUCAUCCACCGCCAGCAGGGCAGUGGUACUAGGUGUCGAAUUAUGACAAUAUGACCAAAUGCAGUUGAAGAUCUGUACAAGGGAGUCCAUGGGCUGAGGGAUGCAACCCAGCGACCGCCAGGAGUAGUGUGCUUCUAGGUGUUGAAUCAUGACAGGAUGACGACAUACACCUGAAUAUCUGUACGUUGGGGGAGUUCGUGGGCGGAGGGACUGGCAGCUUGCCAAGCAGGGAAAUCAUUGGCAACCAGCACCAUCCUGACGCAGGCUGCCCAUGGAAGCAGGUACAUCGUAAAUGUAUGCUGCUCGUCACAGUUCACUGCGAUUUGGGGAACAGUGACAGUGGGCCUGGUAGUCUUAGCACGUGGCACAAGCUUGGAGCACGGCUGUCUGUCUUGGUUUCUGCUGUGGUGAAGAUGAGAUCGGUUCAUGCUGUCAUGAUGUCACUUAUGAAACAUACAUACGUCAUCAGCUUGAUUAUGGUCGUGCUUGAGCUGAUUUCUGUUGACUACCGGGGUGAGACAACUGUAGAUUCUUCUUUUCCUGCAGGAUAGGAGUCGCCGCACCACAGGAGUCUUUACUGUUGGUCCUUGUGUCUGCAGGAUGCCUAUAGUUCUGUUGAUUAACCAUGCGCAGGGUUGCGUGCACAUCUUGGGGAUAUACGGACACUUUUCCCAGUGCUGCUUUGACUCGUUAAGAGAUUAGCAGCUGAGCCCCUCUUGUUUGUAGAUCAUCGAUUGUUGCACAGAGAAGGAAGCACAGUGAAAAGGCUUUCCUCAUAAGAUACUGCAAUGGACAGACAUAGCUGAUCAAGAUCUUAGAAGGAGCAUCUAUCUAGGCUGAUGGCAAGGUCAACUAAGUGAAGAUAGAAGACGAAAACCCAGAGGUCUUCUGAGAGAGGUCUGGCUUGCAUGUGUGCAUGCUGAGGAACCACGGAGCGCCUAAGGCGUCUUCAUGGCACAAGGACGACUUGGCGUUCGUGCAGCGGGUGGUUGGUUGCGCAGCGAUGCGCCGGCCCCAGCGCACAGUGCUCCUCAGUAUACUUUCUGUUCACAAGUUCCAAGCAUCCCCAGUUUGCAAGCACACAGCUUUCCCUAUUCUCAAGUGAACCAUGGUCCUGUUCUGAAGAGGACAGUGGCCCCAUUCCAGAGUGCAGAGGUGUCCAUUUCGCGAGUGUGCAAUAUUCCCAGUUCCACGUGUGGAGUUCCCCCAUUUCUACCUAAGCGCGGAGUGGUUUGGUUCUGGACUGCAGAGUGACCUAGGAACUCUUAAGACUUGGAGUGGGCUGUCUAAGACGUGGAGUGCCCGUAGGUGUGUUGCGAAAGGACUGCAGAUUCGUGUUUUGUGCCCUCGAUGGUCCAGCAAGCAAGCGGUUCAGGUAUAAAUUGGCGGACAUCUAGGGAAAGAAAUGUGUGAAGAGGGAGAAAGAGAGACCUGUGUGAAGAAGGAGAAAGAGAGAAAUGUGUGAAAAGGGAGAAAGAGAGAAAUGUGUGAAGAUGGAGGUGGUCUUGAAGCCUUAGCCUGCGGGAGCUGAUUGGGAGCACUGGUGGCAAGUAGGGGACCGUUCUCGUGCACCCACAACUCGUCAGCAGACUCCUUUUUUUUGUUAAAAUGUGAACCUGCACAAGAAUGAUGGUGCUUAGUAGAGUGAUUGUGAAUAUCGAUCUGGGUUUUGGUGGUGCAUUAGGUGCGGUUUUGUCGUUCACGCUUGGCUGCAGCAUGGUGUGCAGCCUCCUGUUCUGUUUGCCUUCUUUUUCUCCCUGAAGUUUUGCUACCCAGUAGAUUGGCUUGGCUGACAUGGUGACGUGGUGUACGUCGAGACGGCGAUUGCCGAUCAGGAAGUCUGUCCCAAGCUAGCUCUUGCUCUUCCGAGGGGUGAAGUGCCACCGAUUUCAGUGUUGAACUUCGGAAGUGUCUCUUUUUUUACGUAUUGUGUGAUCCCGCUUGGGAUUUUGACAUGUGCGGCAAAAGCCCCAUUGAGGCUAUGUUCAUGCUUAGAAGGCUUGAACCUAGCUGUAAUAGCGGGCAAGUUUGAAACUUUGUGCUUUCUUGCCAUGAAGAUAGCACCCGUGGGGUCUGGCCACCAGAAGACCAUUCUGGAGCGUUUUACGGCCGCUCCUUGUAUCACCACAAUGGUAGUCGGAACAAUGUGGGCUUUGGUUCUUACUAUAUCUUUGUUGGCUCCACUACGCGUGGUAAUUUUUGUCGCGAGUUGGCACAGUUCACAGUGACAGGCAUCUAAUGAAGUGGUAGCUGUGUUGCCUUGUGCCUUUCAUUAUUACGGCGGAAAUCAUCGCAUCUACAUUGCUGGCGUGCGACUUUGUCCUUAUUAUCAAUCAAAUAAAGAUUCUGUUUUCAUUCCUGUUUUUUUGGUCCUUUAAAAUUCUUUCUGGCAAUGCAUUUGCUGGGUUUUUGUAGUUUUGAGUUCUUUUAAUUCAGGGAUGAGCAAUUGCUUGAGUGCGACGGCCUUGAGAUGUCAUCUUCAAGCUGACUGGUCCGGGGUAAAUCCAGAGAUGUAUACUCGUUUGAGUUGAGUGGGAUUGGAACUGAGGUCUGUAUUUACGCAGUUCAUUCGUGUACCGACGGAGCACAGCCCGUUGCUCGACUUCCUGGGAUCAACUGCAACCCCAUUUGAUUUCCCCUGUCCCUGCACUGCUAUCUAAUUUGUUUGCUUAACGAGUUGUUCAACAACUAACGUCAUCAUCAUUAAUCAAAGUUAUUAGCGUUU
Chara braunii is the source of this 4443-nucleotide messenger RNA. NCBI's taxonomy places the organism in Eukaryota, Viridiplantae, Streptophyta, Charophyceae, Charales, Characeae. The record is from the annotation of a GenBank genome assembly.